This is a messenger RNA of Sciurus carolinensis (gray squirrel), 1909 nucleotides long. It is a transcript of the gene Srfbp1, whose product is annotated as serum response factor binding protein 1. Gene Ontology annotation, cellular component: 90S preribosome; nucleus. The record is from RefSeq and is a predicted model, not a curated record. Gene Ontology annotation, biological process: maturation of SSU-rRNA. Lineage: Eukaryota; Metazoa; Chordata; Mammalia; Rodentia; Sciuridae.
ACGGUUUAGGGCGGAAGAGGCUGAGGUUGAGGGCGUGGUAAAGCCCCGCGGUGUGGCAGUCGGGGUUCACGUGCAGAUAGCCGUGGAUCUCUACCCCGGGACUUACCAUGGCGCAGCCGGGAUCUCUGAACCUCAACAACGAGGUUGUGAAGAUGAGAAAAGAAGUGAAGAGAAUCCGAGUUUUGGUGAUUCGAAAACUUGUCAGAAGUGUUGGCAGACUGAAGUCAAAAAAGGGUACUGAAGAUGCGCUAUUAAAAAACCAAAGACGGGCACAACGAUUACUUGAAGAAAUCCAUGCCAUGAAGGAAUUAAAACCUGAUACAGUAACUAAAUCUGCUCUUGGUGAUGAUAUUGACUUUGAAAAAAUCUGCAAAAAGCCAGAUUCUACUGCAACUGAAAGAGCAGUUGCCAGAUUAGCAGUACACCCUCUUCUGAAGAAAAAGAUAGACAUGCUAAAAGCUGCGGUCCAAGCCUUUAAAGAUGCGAGACAAAAUGCUACCAAAGUUGACUCGUCAAAGAAUACUUCAGAAGAAAAUCAUUAUAAAGAUACUUUGUGUUCAAAUGAUGAUGCAAGGAAAUUACAGCAUGAAGAAACUAUCACCAGUGAGCAAAAAGUGAAAGAAGCCAAAAUACUGGCAAAGAAACCAACAAAUAAUUCAAAGGAGAAAAUAGCCAAGGUGGAACAUGGACCCAAAACAGUGAACAUGACAGAAUCUCUGUCAAAGCCUUUGGGAAAGGAUUCUGUAGUUCUUUGUGAACCUGAGCAGACACCUGCUGAAACAAAAAUGAAAACAUUAAGUCAAACCAAAAAAAUGAAAGGGUCUGAUAGCUCAGUUGGUGGUAACAGUGAUAGUGAAGAAGAAUUAUAUGAAGAGGAAAAGGAGUAUUUUGAUGACAGCACAGAAGAAAGGUUCUACAAACAGUCUUCUGUGUCUGAGGAUAGUGACAGUGGUGAUGACUUCUUCAUUGGGAAAGCCAGGCGGACUCGAAGGAAGGAAAGUAGUUUCCAUUCUUCAGCUAAAGAACAAAAACCCCUCCAAGUGUUAUCCAAGGAAGAUACACAUGAAACACAUUUGAAUGUAAGAAAUGACAAAAACAAGCAAAGUACAGAAGCCAGGAAGUUAGAAUCAGUGUUUUUCUACUCUUUAUCUGGGUCUAAAAGCUCUAGAAGGGAUUAUAGAGAACAAGCUCCAAAGAGCAAAACCCCAGAUUUUCUGGAAAACAAACCUCAGAUUGAGAAUCAAUUUAAAAAGAAUGUACAAAAAGGACCUGAAAAUACAAAGCAGCAGUUACACCUGCCUCUUCAUCCUUCUUGGGAAGCAAGCCGGAGGCGUAAAGAACAGCAAUCUAAAAUUGCUGUGUUUCAGGGGAAAAAAAUUACAUUUGAUGAUUGAUUACUGCUUCUUUUUGCUAUUUGUGGAUUUUUCAUCUAAAAGUUAUUUUCCUGUCCCCCCCCCUUAGUGGGGGGGGUUUUUUUUUAAUUAGACUUAUUUUACCUUAUAUCUGAGUCAGUCUUAUUGGAGGGUUUAUAGAAUGCUAAGUGAAAGUUCAAGGUUUGUUUACAUAUGUCUUUCAGAAAUCAAGUAUAUACUCAAAUUCAUUUAUAAUAGUAUUCCUUAAUUAUUUCUUCCAUAAAAGAAUUUGGGAAUUACAGUAAUCUUAGGAUUUCUCAUUUGCUUGUAGCAUGAAGUAUAUUUCACUGGUUUAACUUUUGUCAUGAAAAUAAAUGCCAAGGUAUAUUUAAAAUAAUAAUAGAAAAAUUUGGGGAACUCUUAGUUAUUUAAAAUAUAAUACCUUUGUUAGAAGUUAGUCUUUGGAACAAAACAAAAGUAGUUACUUUAUUAUGGGUGUACAGAGAUAAAUUAUAUAAAUAAAUAUUAAUUUUAUUACAGUUCUAAUUGUGGUCAUG